Messenger RNA from Leptinotarsa decemlineata (Colorado potato beetle), 516 nucleotides. RefSeq names its product eukaryotic initiation factor 4A-III. The record is from RefSeq and is a predicted model, not a curated record. NCBI's taxonomy places the organism in Eukaryota, Metazoa, Arthropoda, Insecta, Coleoptera, Chrysomelidae. Gene Ontology annotation, molecular function: RNA helicase activity; ATP binding; nucleic acid binding.
AGUGAUGAAUUGACUCUGGAAGGUAUCAAACAGUUCUUCGUAGCUGUGGAACGUGAAGAGUGGAAAUUUGACACUCUCUGUGACCUUUAUGAUACUCUUACUAUAACUCAAGCUGUUAUAUUCUGUAAUACAAAAAGGAAGGUGGACUGGCUGACAGAAAAAAUGAGAGAAAACAACUUCACUGUGAGCGCCAUGCAUGGAGAUAUGCCCCAAAAGGAGAGGGACAACAUCAUGAAGGAGUUCAGGUCAGGACAGAGCAGAGUUCUUAUUACCACCGAUGUUUGGGCCCGAGGAAUAGACGUUCAGCAAGUUAGUUUGGUAAUAAACUAUGAUUUACCAAAUAAUCGUGAAUUGUACAUUCAUCGUAUUGGUAGAUCUGGGCGUUUUGGACGUAAGGGUGUUGCAAUCAAUUUUGUCAAGUCCGAUGACAUUAGAAUUUUGAGAGAUAUUGAACAGUAUUAUUCAACACAAAUUGAUGAAAUGCCCAUGAAUGUUGCUGAUUUGAUAUAAAAAAUU